Aureococcus anophagefferens is the source of this 3555-nucleotide messenger RNA. RefSeq lists its product as hypothetical. Gene Ontology annotation, cellular component: membrane. Gene Ontology annotation, molecular function: antiporter activity; protein binding; xenobiotic transmembrane transporter activity. The record is from RefSeq and is a predicted model, not a curated record. Bases 1 to 3555 code for a protein of 1184 amino acids. The transcript has 5 exons. Gene Ontology annotation, biological process: transmembrane transport. Lineage: Eukaryota; Pelagophyceae; Pelagomonadales; Pelagomonadaceae.
AUGGUCCUGUCGCCGCUGACCUGGGGCACGUCGGCGCUCUGCGCCUCGGCCGUCGUCAUCCUCCAGAAGCGGCGCCUCGGCGCGCACAAGCGCCUCGUCGUCGUCGACGCGGGCUCCGGGUCGACGCGGUGCGUGUGCCUCGGGUCGCGGCGCUGCGACGGCGAGGUGCGCGUCGUCGCGGGCCCCGAGCGCGUGCCGCUGCGGCUCGGCGACGCGCUGAAGCCCGGCGGCGACGUCGACGGCUGGGCCGGCGCCGUCGCGGCCGCCUGCGACGGGCUCGCGGGCGCGCGCGUGCCCGUCUACGUCCGCGGGACCGCGGGCGCGCGCGACGCGCUCAAGGCCCGCGGCGACAGGGACCUCGGCGCCGCGAGCCGCGACGUCGAGGCUGUACUACGAGGCAAGCGGGGCGGCCUCUCCUUCGCCGUGCUCGACGGCCGCGCCGAGGCGCGGCUCGAGCUCGCGGCGGUGCGCUUCGUCCGCCCGGGCGCGGGCCUCUUCGCCGGCGGCGGCAAAUCGGUCCAGGUCGCGUCGUCGCCGGAGGACGCGCGGUCUUUUGCUAUUGAUUCCUUCGCGGGCCACGAGCUCGUGCGGAAGCACGGCGCGGCCGCGGGCGCGCGCAUGCACGACUGGGCGGUACGGCGCGUCGUCGCGAACGAGCUCGCGCGCGACGGCGGCUUCGCGCGCCUCGACGGCGCCUUCUCGACCAUCGAGCUCGUGUCGAACACGCUCGAGCGCGCCGCGGCCGCCGGUGGCGGCGCCGCCGUCCGGGGGCCCCUCGCGCGCGACGCCGCGCGCGACGCCGUCGCCGCGUACCGCGCGCGCCUCGAGAAGGCGCUGAACCCGAACCCGAACGUGUCCGCGCGGGGCAACGACGACGCCGAGGCCGUCAAGCAGCUCGUCUACGCCGUCCAGGUCGCCGCGCUCCUCGAGCUCCUCUUCGAGAAGACCGCGUCCUUCGAGCGCACGAUGCGGGCUGCCGUCGCGCUGCUCGCGGGCUUCGCCGCGGGCUACGAGCCCGUGGAGGAGAUCGCCGCGGCGGACUUCGAGGCCUGGAACGUCCACGCCGGCGGCUACGGUUCCAUCGACGACACGGCGACGGAGGUGAUCAACGCCCUGAGCUUCGACGCCCAGCAGGUGGCCAACUACGAGGCCGGCAGCGGCGCGGCCCUCGGCGAGGCCUUCGUCGCGUCGCCGGACCACGCGAAGCCCCGGGCGCGCGCCUUCCACGUCACGGGCGUCAUCGGCGACCGCUUCUACGUCUUCGGCGGCGUCGGGCGCCAGGAGGACGGGCGCGCGGGCGGCGAGCGCCUGCUCAACGACCUCCACUUCUACGACGCGCGGCGCGGCGGCUGGAGCGGCGAGCUCGCGCGCCUGUCCUGCUGCCGCGACGGCGCGGUCUACGACGCGCUGGGCCCGCGGCCCGCGCCGCGCGCGCACGCCGGGGCGGCCGUCGUCGGCUCGAAGCUCUACGUCUACGGCGGCCGCGCGGACGCCGAGGGCCUCGAGGACGGCGGCCUGCCGCGCGUCGACAAUUACGCGUUCUCCCGGUCGGGCGCGCAGCGGGCGCUGGGCGACGUCCACGCCUACGACGAGCGCGCGGCGGCCUGGAGCGGGAGCCUCGCCGUCGCGGGCGACCUCCCCGCGCCGCGCUUCGGCGCGUCCGUCGCGAGCUACGGCGUUCUACUGGUCGUCUUCGGCGGCGUCGACGGCACGGGCGUCGCGGCGCGCGGCGACGUCCACGUGCUCAACACGACGUCGGGGCGGUGGCGCGCGGUCGCGCCGGGGGGCUCGGGCCUCGCGCCGACGCCGCGCGCCUUCGCGCCCUUCGCGGCGUCCUACGCGCCGACCCUCGACCCGGAUUUGAGCUUGCUGACGAGCGACGAGCGGCUCUACGUCUACGGCGGCGCGGCGACCGUCGUCGACGGCGGCGCGGACGCGUUCGGCACGAACGCGACGGCCGCGGCGCUCUGCGAGGACGCCUGGGCCCUCGACGUCGCCAAGCUCGCGAGCCGCGUGCCCGAGCUCGUCUGGACCCGGGUCGCCGCGCUCGGGGCCGCGGACGCCUGGAUGCUGAGCUCGCCGGGCGGCGCGGCGCGCGGCGCGCGGUCCGGCCACGAGCUCCACGCGCCGAAGCCGGGCGUGCUCUACGCGCUCGGCGGCCUCGACAGCGAGGGCCUCGUCAUCGACCAGCACGCGGCCAUGCGCGUCGACGACGCCGCGCCGGCCUGGACGGACGUGUCGCGCGAGGCCGCGCCGCGCGCGCGCGGCAAGCACGGCGCGGCGUCGUCGCCGGCGCAGGACGGCCGCCUGCUCUACCAGUUCGGCGGCGUCGCCGACGUCGGGGACGCCCGGGUCGUCACGGCCGACUUCCACAUCUACCAGCGCCUCGUCCUCGAGGCCAUCCCGCCCCUCGUCGACACGGGCCGGACGUCGUUCCAGAGCCGCGACACGGGCCUCACGCUCUACCGCAUGGUCGCGAUGCUUGAUCGCGCCGCUCGCACCAUGAUGGUCAAGAAGCCCGCGAGCCUGCUCGCCGUGGCGACGCGCAGCGGCCGCGGCCGCUACUACGGCCUGCCCGGCGAGACGAUGGCGCUGCCCGGCGCGCCGCCGGGCCGCGAGCCGGAGCCGGGCCUCGACGGCCGCAUCGUGCGCAUCGCCGUGCCGUCGCUCUUCGCGCUCGCGCUCGACCCGAUCCUCAACGUCGUCGACACGGCGUUCGUGGGCCUCGGCGGCGGCGGCGCCGCGCCGCUCGCGGCCGUGUCCGCCUCCACGUCCUUCUUCGGCUUCGUCUUCGCGUGCACGAACUGCUUCGCGUCGGCGGGCACGCCGCUCGUCGCCGCGGAGCUCAAGCCCGGCGGCGGCGGCGAGGCCGGCGCGCUCGCGCUCGGCUCGUCGAUCGUGCGGUCCGCGCUGCUCGUGGGUGUGGUCCUCGCGCUGGCCGCCGAGGCCGUGUCGGGCCCGGCCAUGGAUUUGUUCGCGCCGGCCUACGAGCUCCACGGCGCCGCCGUCGACUUCUCGCGGCUCCGCGCGCUGUCGGCGCCCGCCUUCUACCUCGUGCUCUCCUUCGCGACGGACGCCCUCGCCGUCGCCGCGCAGCAAUUGGUCGCGUCGGCGCCGGACGCGGCGGCGGCGCGGGCCGUCGCGCGGCGGCUCCUCGCCUGGGGGCUCGUCGUCGGCGUCGUCUUCGCGGCCGCGCUCUACGUCGCGCCGCCGCAGCUCCUCACGAGCGACGCGGCCGUCGCCGCGGCCGCGGAGGACGAGCUCCGCCGCGUCGUCGCGCCCCUCCAGGUCCUCUCGUCCCUCGUCUUCGUCGGCGACGGCGUCCUCCAGGGCAGCCGCGACUUCACCUUCGAGGCCUACGCCGUCUCCGCGGCGGCCCUCGUCGCCGCCGCGACGCUCUUCGCGCCCGUCGACGGCCGCGACGCGCUCUCCGCGGCCUGGGACGCCAUCGCCGUCCUCAACGGCUGCCGCUUCUUCGCCUUCGCCUACCGCUUCUACGCGCGCGGGCCCUUGGUGGCGCGCGCGGAGGACGGCGACGCGGAGGGUAAGGUGUGA